GGUGUGUGUGCGGAAACUGACAGGUAGGCUGCUGUCGUCCUUACGCGAGCUAUAGGCAAUGCAGCGAACGGAUUUACUACAUAUUCUAUGAGGUUCGUGCUUAAAAACGAGAUGUCUUAUUAGCUGGGCCCAAAAUAAGUUCCCUGGUGAAUGUGGGUUAAGAGGCAGCAGGAAAAAAAACUGUAAAUACAACUGUCAGCUUGCCGGGAAAGACGACCACACCAACCGGCUUCCGGGGAUUCAGGGGCCGCAUCGAUUGACGGCAGUCGUCGGUGCGUUGCUAGGGGGGAUAGUGGCGAACCACAUCAUCGCCAGUUAUCAACCUCUAUAUUUCAGCGACUUUCGAGAUGUCAAGAAAGCUUCAAAGGACAGAAGUCUGUGCUGACUGCAGUGCGCCAGAUCCUGGCUGGACCAGUAUCAACCGAGGGGUACUGAUCUGUGAUGAAUGCUGUUCUGUCCAUCGCAGCUUAGGCCGGCACAUCUCCAUAGUCAAGCAUCUGAGGCACAGUGGAUGGCCUCCUGCACUACUGCAGAUGGUUCAGACUUUGGCCAGUAAUGGGGCCAACUCCAUAUGGGAACACAGUCUCCUGGACCCUGCUCAGGUGCAAAGUGGGCGCAGGAAACCCAACCCCCAGGACAAAGUCCAUCCAACCAAGUCGGAGUUCAUCAGAGCCAAAUACCAGAUGUUGGCGUUUGUGCACAAGCUGCCCUGCCGUGAAGAUGAUGGUGUAACUACCAGGGACCUUAGUAAGCAACUUCACUCCAGUGUGCGGACAGGGAGUUUAGAGACCUGCCUUCGACUCCUAUCCCUCGGUGCUCAAGCCAACUUCUUCCACCCGGAAAAGGGCACUAUACCGCUCCAUGUGGCAGCGAAGGCAGGCCAGAUCCUGCAAGCCGAGCUUCUAGUAGUGUAUGGUGCAGAUCCUGGAGCACCUGACAUUAAUGGCCGCACACCUAUGGACUAUGCAAGGCAGGCGGGCCAUAUAGAGCUAGCAGAAAGGCUUGUAGAGUGCCAGUAUGAACUGACAGACAGACUCGCAUUCUACCUGUGUGGACGCCGACCAGAUCACAAAAAUGGCCAUUAUAUCAUUCCUCAAAUGGCAGACAGAGCUCGUCCUAAGUGCCCAACUCAGAGUCUUGACCUCUCAGAGUUGGCAAAAGCUGCCAAGAAGAAACUCCAAGCGCUCAACAAUCGACUGUUCGAAGAGCUUGCAAUGGAUGUCUAUGAUGAGGUGGAUCGCAGAGAAAAUGAUGCGGUGUGGCUUACAACCCAGAACCACAGCACUCUGGUAACAGAACGCAGUGCAGUGCCCUUCCUACCAGUCAAUCCUGAAUACUCAGCCACACGCAACCAGGGCCGUCAGAAGCUGGCCCGUUUCAAUGCUAGGGAGUUUGCCACACUCAUCAUCGACAUCCUGAGUGAUGCCAAAAGAAGACAACAGGGGAAAGGUCUCAGCAGCCCUACAGACCCAUUAGAUCUGGGAAUUGAUGAUGAUCAGCAUGACUACGACAGUGUAGCCUCUGAUGAAGAUACAGACAGUGAGCUGACCACCCAGAACAACAACAACACACAACGCAGCAACCGUGCAAAGAGUAUGGACUCUUCAGACUUAUCAGAUGGUCCCAUCACACUGCAGGAAUACUUAGAGGUGAAGAAGGCUCUAGCCUCCUCAGAAGCUAAGGUACAGCAGCUGAUGAAGGUCAACAACAAUCUGAGUGAGGAGCUACGACGGCUUCAAAAGGAGAUCACACGGAUGCAGACUGAGAACAGCGUGCUGCGGGGGUGCCAGCAGGCUGGGGGCUCAGCUGGCUAUGGGGUAGGGGUGCCUGGUGGAGGAGGAGGGGUAGGAGGACAGUUGCAAGGCAUUGGGAUGAGGGGGGGGAUAGAUGGAGGGGGUCUGGGUGGGUUUGGACCAGGAGUGGACCCCCCUGUACUCUCUGUGCCCUUUUCGGCUGUCCCCCACUCCUAUCACCACCGGAGGGACCGCCAGGCAUUCUCCAUGUAUGAGCCAGGGGCGGCCCCGAACCCCACGGCCCAGGGUACCCCAGCCCUGGACUCCCUGGCAGCCCGCCUGCAGCCCCUCAACACACCCAGCGUAAGGAGGGGGGGUACCGGGAGUCAAACAGCUUUUGGAGGCCAGCAUCUAUCUGGAUCUACAGAGAUUGGGAGAUACAUGGUCCCUAAACUGGAAAAGCAUGGCAGUGGCACUGACAGUGACUAUGACAACACACAAAUGUACGAACAAACACUAAGUAUGGGCCGCAGCAGUGAGGAGGAAGGUCGUGGGGAGUCUGAGGAGGGAGGAGGUCGAGAGGUUGGGGAGCCAGAUCCCACCCUGCCCUGCACAGAGGAUGUCAUACUUAAGACUGAGCAGGUCACCAAGAACAUCCAGGAGCUGCUGAGGGCUGCUCAGGAGUUCCAGCACGACAGCUUUGUCCCAUGUUCUGAGAAGAUUCACUCUGCAGUCACAGAGAUGGCCUCACUCUUCCCCAAACGCCCAGCACUGGAUGCAGUCCACUGCUCCCUCCGCCUCUUGGCUUCCAGUGCCUCACGGUUACAGUUGGAAUGCCGUAAGGCAGCUCCCUCAGAGCCCGGGGCGCCUGCAGUAGACUACCAACUUCUAACUCAGCAGGUCAUCCAGUGCGCCUACGACAUCGCCAAGGCAGCCAAGCAACUGGUCACCAUCACCACUCGUGAGAAGAAACAGUGAUGCAGACAACACUAUCUCUCCCAAAGGGAUGGACAGAUGGAGAAGAGAGCGAGAGAAUGGAUCAAUGCAUGAGUAUGUGGGAAGGGAGGCGUUUAAGAUAAGGAAAGAUCUGUGAUAUUAUGGCAUUAUAGAUUGGACCAGGAAGAUGGAGAGAAUGAAAGGAUGACCCAAUGAAGCAUGGAAAGAUAGGAAGAUGAAUGGAGAAGGAAUCCGAUGGAAGGCAAGUAGGUUGAUAUUUUAGAACACCAUAGACAAGAGGAAAAGGUCAAAUUCACAAGUGUAGAAGUGAAAGUAGGAAAGGAUAAAUGGAAGGAUCCAACAUGAGACUAUGGCUCGCUGCAACCAUAAACUGUUGGAAUCAAAUGUGUUUAAUAAUCCGCUUAAACUGUGAUAAGCAUUCAUGGAAUAUAAAUACAAUGUUGAUAUAAAGUGAACUGGAUUCUAAUAUGUGGCCGCUUUAUUUAUUCUCAGCUGUCACUGGUCAGCCUUCCCCCUCCCUGUUAACCAGAACUAUUGAGAAAGGAAUGAAUGUAUGGUAUGAAAGAGGAACAGUUGGACCAGCCAUGACAUACUCACACCUUCUCCGUCCCUCUGUCCACUGAGGAGUAAGGACAUGUUCAUACUCUGCUUUCCUCUCUCUCUCUCUCUCUCUCUCUCUCUCUCUCUCUCUCUUCUCUCUCACUCCCCUCUCCCUCUCUCUCUCUCUCUCUCUCUCACCAACAAUGAGACAUGAAGAGUGUGCAGUGCAGAGUCUGUGAUCCAUCCUCUGAACUCAACACCUUAAACAUAUGCUGGAACAUAAGCUUUUCUCUGACACGUCAUCCGAUGACCCAGUGUUAUUGUUGGUAACCUGCAUGAUCUGUUAUGUUUUAUCUUCGUUCCUCUCUUUUCUUUACGUUUGUUUUUUUUUACUUUUGAAUAAGCAGAUUAGUUUGGUCUGCACCUCUGGGGAGAAAAUGUAUGAUUUACACAAACACUUACACUGGAGUUAUUGAGAUGUAUUGUUGUUUAUUUGUAUCAAUAGUUUUACAGAAUGUCAUUUUGAUUCAUCUCUUCCUGUAUGAUUAUUUUAUUGUCUCUAAUAUGAAUCUCAUUUGCAGAAAUAGAGAGAAAGAUGGUGAGCAUGUGCAAAGCCUCUUACUGGGAUUAAAGUAAACUUGCACGCAUAUACACAUAAAGUUACAACCUGUGAAUGGUCCUUACAAAUUCUCAUGCACUACUUUUCUGAGUGACAGUUGUGAUAUGUCGUGUGCCAAAGAGGUUGUACAGUUGCCAAAGAACAAAGAAAGGAUGGAAGAGCAGAUUUGUUGUUUGGUUUUGAUUUCCCUUCAUACUAUAACCCCUUGGUGCAUUUUUACAGGACCUUGAUCAAAACCUUUUGUUUUCAUAUAUCCUCAGCUGUCAUUUUGGAUUUAUUUUAUAAAUUGCCUCAUUUAAUUGAACCAGUGGAAUCAUCUCAGAAUCAGUCUGUUAUUUAUUUUUGCUGAGCAACACAAUAAAUUUUGUCCAGUUUG
Labrus mixtus (cuckoo wrasse) is the source of this 4225-nucleotide messenger RNA. It is a transcript of the gene git1, whose product is annotated as G protein-coupled receptor kinase interacting ArfGAP 1. The record is from RefSeq and is a predicted model, not a curated record. The transcript has 21 exons. The coding region runs from base 348 to 2711 and encodes 787 amino acids. Lineage: Eukaryota; Metazoa; Chordata; Actinopteri; Labriformes; Labridae. Gene Ontology annotation, biological process: regulation of ARF protein signal transduction; brain development. Gene Ontology annotation, molecular function: protein binding; GTPase activator activity.